AUGCACCUGGGUAGCGAAGUAUCUUCAACUACUGGUCAUUACGACCGUACUUACUGCAAUCUAACUGCCGAGAUGUUGGCGGAAAGGACCAUAGACGGGCUCCUUGCUGAGCAUCCUGGAGAACUGGUCAGGACUGGAUCGCCUCACGUCGUUUGUACCGUCUUGCCUCCGCAUUGGAGGUCGAACAAGACACUUCCGGUAGCAUUUAAGGUGGUAGCACUGGGUGAUGUUGGGGACGGGACCGUAGUGACAGUUAAAGCCGGUAACGAUGAAAAUUUUUGUGCGGAGUUAAGAAACUGUACUGCCGUCAUGAAGAAUCAAGUGGCGAAGUUCAACGAUCUUAGGUUCGUUGGGAGGAGUGGCAGAGGGAAAGGUGAAAAAACUAGAUUGUAG
Psylliodes chrysocephalus is the source of this 393-nucleotide messenger RNA. The record is from the annotation of a GenBank genome assembly. NCBI's taxonomy places the organism in Eukaryota, Metazoa, Arthropoda, Insecta, Coleoptera, Chrysomelidae.